AUCAUCUCUAUUUCUCCUUUAAUAAAGACAAGUAAGCAGAUCUCCCCUCACAUGCACUCCUAGUCCCCUUCCCUUAUCUGAAAAAAUUCACCCCCAUUUCUGUCUCACCAAUGGAAACUGCCUGCAACUUAUUCCACAACAAUUCCAACAACAACAACAACAAUAAUAAUAAUAAUUCCUCUAGAGGUCCAUUUUAUAAUUUCACUCAUUUUGCAUGGGACAAUAAUAUCAACAACUGGGAGCUUGCUACUCCUUCCUCUCAUUCCCAUUCCGCCGCCUCACACUACGAUCUGUUUCACCACCCCCCGGAGAUGCUCUACGGCGGUGCACUCUACGGCGGCGGUGUUAGUGGACCCCACAACCAUCCGGACCCUCACUUGAUGUGCUUGAAGCUGGGGAAGAGGAACUACUUUGAGGACCCUAAUGGCAGAAAUGUGUCCACAGGGCUAACGAUUUCGAAGCGGGGGAGGGGCUAUUGUGACGGCGGAGAGGCGGCGGUGACGGUGGCGAUUCCAGCUACGGUGCCUAGGUGUCAGGUCGAGGGGUGCCACGUGGCGUUGUUGAAUGCUAAGGAGUAUCAUAGGAGGCAUAAGGUUUGUGAGCUUCACUCAAAGGCUCCUAAAGUUGUGGUGCUUGGAAUGGAACAACGAUUCUGUCAACAGUGCAGCAGGUUUCAUUUGGUGACGGAGUUUGAUGAUACAAAGAGAAGUUGCAGGAGGAGACUAGCAGGGCACAAUGAGAGAAGAAGAAAGAGUUCUCAAGAACAUUCUACUACUGUGAUCAGAAACAACAAUCCUUCUCAAGGCCGUGCUCUCUCUCUUCUGUCAUCGAGGAACGACUCCUCGAUUUCAUCCCCCGAUCUCUCUUCAAGAUGCAGUGCUGCCCUCCGGGAACUUAUUGCAGAGAAUCGUGCAGCCCUCCUGGCUAAGCAGUUCGUUUUCGACAAGGACCUGCCUUUUCACCAUGCAGAAGAUGUAAAUGUGCAACAAAACAAUCACUCCAGUCAUCAUCAUUAUCAUCACCAUCCUCUUGUUUCCACUAACGAGAGCCAUAUGUUUUCGGAGCCACAGGGCUGGGAUCGGUUCGAUGAACCAGGCACGAAUAACGUGACACUAGACCUUAUGCAGGCACCAACUUCAGCAUUUGAAUUGUUGUCAAUGAGGGGCAAGUCCAAGGAAGAUGAAGAGUGUUCUCAGUUGUGGAGCUCUUUUAGUUGAAUACUUGUGAUUUGGAGCUAUAUUUGAAACCUAUCACCAGUUCUUGUAAUUUUAGUCAUUUCCAUUUUUUAUAAAAAAAUUGUAUAUUCGGAAACUAAAUUUGUGACUGGAAACUGGAUGAUUUGAAAUGAAGAGAUGUGUGAUAACUGGUUUUCCUGGUGCUAA
Messenger RNA from Daucus carota subsp. sativus, 1382 nucleotides. RefSeq names its product squamosa promoter-binding-like protein 7. The record is from RefSeq and is a predicted model, not a curated record. The transcript has 3 exons. The coding region runs from base 111 to 1217 and encodes 368 amino acids. Gene Ontology annotation, molecular function: DNA binding. Lineage: Eukaryota; Viridiplantae; Streptophyta; Magnoliopsida; Apiales; Apiaceae. Gene Ontology annotation, cellular component: nucleus.